Molecule: messenger RNA, 1674 nt
Organism: Vanderwaltozyma polyspora DSM 70294
Lineage: Eukaryota; Fungi; Ascomycota; Saccharomycetes; Saccharomycetales; Saccharomycetaceae
Exons: 1
Coding region: 1-1674 (557 amino acids)
Source: RefSeq, a predicted model, not a curated record
AUGAUGACAAAAAAUCCGACAAAUGGUAUUGGCAAUAUCAAUAAAAAUGAUAGUCAAAAUGAAUUAAUUGUUUUCCCUAAUGAUUCUACUAACAUUACACAUAAUGAAGAAGUAUCUAUGAAUUUAAUGAAUCCAAAUAAUUUAAAAUUAUCAGACGUUACCGCAAUAAAAAUUGAUAAUUUACCUCCAGGUAAAACUUGGAAACAAAUAAAAUACCUUAUCGGUGGAAUUAUUCAUCACUCAAAUGUAUUACAAAUUAAGUUAUUGCCCCCUUUAACUUCAAUUGUUCCACCAUUUGUGACAUUUCAAAGUUGUAUUGUCACUUUAAAACAUAAUUUGGAUAAUGACCAAUUAAAUCAUUUAAUCUUCACUUUGAACACUUAUCAAUGGGAUUAUUAUAAUUUAUUUGCUUAUAUUUUAUCUCCUUUAGAAUACAAUUCGGUAUAUCCAAAUCAAUCUCAAAUUCAACCUCAUCUAAUGAACCCAAAUAUCAUGAACCCUCCAUCUCAACCUCAUCCACAUCCCCAUCCUCAUCCACAUUCUGCCCAAAAUAUGCAUAUUUCUCCUGGUCACAAAUUUAAUACUCAAAAACAUUCUUCACCUGGAACAUUAUCAAUCAACAAUGCACAACCUAAUAAUUUUUUAAUGCAUAAAAAUAUGAUGAAUUUCAUUCCUCCAAUGAUGCCACCUCCAAUGGCACCAAUGUUUGGGAUGCCAGCACCAACUCUGUCAAGAAAACAAUAUCAUCAAAAAACAUUUAUGCCAUCAGAACCAAAUGAAAGUGUAGACACAAGUAAUUUACCUUUGAAUAAAAGAAAAAGAGACUCUAUUCUGAAAUUAGUUAACGAAACAGCGGCAGUAAUAUCUGAUCUAGAUAUUUCAAAUAAAUCUACAAAUCAAUCAAAUAAUAAUAAAAAAAAAUUAAGACAGAUAUUUAAUGAAAGAAGCUUUAGAAGACAAAUGACAAAUAGAGGAAUGUGGCAAUUUCAAUUGACAAAUUUCCCACCUUAUUUACAGCCAGACACUGAAUUAAAAGAGGAUGAUAUUCCAAAAGAAAAGCUAGAUUCGAUAUCUCUUUGUAUAGAGACUAAACAAAUUGAAAAAUAUUGUAGAUUAAGAUGGACAGUACUCAAAGAUUUUAUAAAAUUAAAAUGUCUUAAAUUAUUAAAUUCUGAAGAAAAUAUAAUCUCUAAAAAUUCACCAAUGUUUAAUGAAGAACUUUCCGUAGUAUUGAAUGAACUUUCUCCCAAUGCUUCUUCAAAUAAUACUAGAGAAUUCUAUGUCGGUGUAUAUGAAGAUCAUGAAGAAUUAGCUAAAGUAAAGUUGAAACCUAUCGAUGACGAUGAUGACAAAAUUACUAUUAAAUACAUGAAUGGAACUAUAUAUAAGGCAAUAAUUGGUUUUCAUGACAAAGAAUUUUAUGAUUUAUGCAUAAAGUCAUUAUCAGAUGAAGAGUAUUCAUUUGGUUAUAAAUUAAAAUUAAUGGAGCUACCACCCUAUACUGAUCCAUAUGUUCCUUAUUCUUCUAGUAAUAGUAACGACAAAGAUGAAGAGGAACAAAGUGAAUCAAAGGAUGUAGCUUCGACAGUGACUUCAGAUAUAGAGAAUAAAGUCAAUGAAGAUAAAAAAUCAACAACCGACAAUGAUAAUGAUAAUGAUAAUGAUAAUGAAUAA